This is a messenger RNA of Aspergillus calidoustus, 1113 nucleotides long. The record is from the annotation of a GenBank genome assembly. NCBI's taxonomy places the organism in Eukaryota, Fungi, Ascomycota, Eurotiomycetes, Eurotiales, Aspergillaceae.
AUGCCAACUUUCGAAGAGCCGCUAACAAUCGCCUUCAUCUACGACCCCAAAGCCCACUACCUCGAACGCGGGUACUCCGAGACCGACUGCGCCGACCUCGCCGACGAGGUAACCAUCAACGCAGUCUCUAAUGCGCUGCACAAGCUUGGACACAAUGUCGUCCACGUCCCCGGGAUAAAGCCCCUUGUCGGCCAUCUGGCCGCUGGCGAGCAGAAGAGUUGGGAUCUUGUGUUCAACUUUAGUGAGGGCGUUCGCGGGUCGGCGAGGGAGUCGCAGGUGCCUGCGCUGCUUGAGGCAUAUGGGGUCCUGUAUACGUUCUCGGAUGCGGCGACAUUGUCGAUGUGUAUUGAUAAGGCGAAGACAAAGAUGCUCCUAGAACACUACCACAUCCCAACAAGCCCCUUCGCCCUAGUCCCGCGCUACGGUCUCGAAGCCAACUACACCUCACUACUGAAAGGAAUCUCCUUCCCGCUCUUCGCAAAGCCCGUGGCUGCCUCAACCUCAAACGGGAUCCUCCCUUCGAACAAGAUAACGCGCCCCGAGGACCUCGAGAAAACAGCCGAGAAGCUCCGGAGCCAGUUCAAGUCCCAGGAAAUCAUGCUCGAGGAGUUCCUCGGCGGGACGGAGUACACCGUUGCGAUCCUGGGACCGAACGAUGCGCCGAGGGUGUUGGGGGCUCUGGAGGUUACGUGGUAUAACCCCGAGGGCGGGAAUGGAGAUGCGCAUGGUAAGGGUGGAGAGGAUGGAGGGGACUCGAUUGACUUCGCGACGUGUUUCUCGAAGGUUGGUCGGGGGCCAGGACAGGAUAUUGGGACUAUCCAUGCAGACUUGAAGGAUCCGCUCGUGAAGAAGGUUGCGGAUGUUGCGGUUUCGACGUAUCGGGUGUUGGGAUGUCGAGAUGGGGCGAGGGUUGAUGUUCGGUUGAGUUCGCAGAAGAACGGGGGUGUGCCGAAUGUUAUCGAGGUAAACCCGUUGUUUGGCCUGAGGGAUGACGUUUCCCUGUUUACUGUUAUCGCUCGGAAUAAUGGGAUGGAAUAUCAUGAGCUUAUUGCUGAGAUUAUAACCAGUGCUCGUCAACGACGGAAUGUCGAGGAUGGUGGGAUAAUAGGCUGA